UUUUUUUUAUAUGCUAUAUAAUUUUUCAUUGUGCUAUUAUUAACAUUUCGUAAAGUUAGUGUUUAUAAGUCGGUCGACGCGUUAGUGCGACGCUCGCGCUUGUCACGGGACUCGGGAUAGUGGGUUAUAAGUAAACGUACCCAAGCAUAGAGUCCUGUGAAGCAGAGCGUUCCAAAUUUAAACUAGUUCCAUAAAUAAAGUGAUGAGUUGAGUGGCCGUGUUCUGGCAUAGACAAUAUAGAAUUUUAUGUGAAAAGCUUACGAAAUUAGAAAAUAUGGGGAAGAAGAAGAAACCGAGCGGGAAAAAGGGCACGAAUAGGUUUUUUCGUUGGAUAAGAAGCGAUUUACCGGAUGAAGAAGACAAGAAAUCGCCCGUACUCCUUCUAGGGGUCAAUAAAAUAUCCGAGUCCCCAUUCUUCGUCCGAAGGCGCAUCACAGACCCGCACUCAUCAGGGUCGAUAAGGUUCUUCCGUCCACCGAAAUCAAAGUACACGAGAGGUUUAAAUGGAGACGAGAGAUUGGAGAAGAUCAGACAAGAUCUGCUUGUCCACAAACACAAGCCGGAUAGAUACAUUCCAAACAACAAACAUGAGUUCUCCUUAGAACCGGAGACAAGGGGACGUUGCAUCAAAUUGAGCUGCGUGGGUAACUGUAUCUGUGACAGGAAGAAAUCCUCAUCCAACCGAGGUUCAUUCUCCUUUCAUAGAACAGAAAAUCGACAAUCAUCCUUAUGUCCAUCAGAACCAUACGAAAGAGCUCAGAAUAAAGAUAACUCAGAAAAUGAGAUAGAGUUUAAGUAUACGGAGCACAUUCCAGAUAACCAACCUUCUAGUAGCAAGCAAAAUUCGUACAACGUGACGCCAAAAUCAACUGAACGACGGCAUUUUCUUCUCACCAAUCUAAACGAGAGAUUCCGCAAAACUCUCAGCUUAGACUCUCGUAAAAUAGAAACCAACCGUGUCCUAAGUCUGCCACAGGAAUCUCGUCCGAAAUCUUUGCUAACCACAAAUAAUAUUUGCGUGCAGCAGUACAAAUCUGGUGACCCAUUCAUCACGUCAAAUUUUGAUAAAGCAAGUCAGCCGAAAAAGAAACGAAAGUCCUUCUUUUCUCUCGAUACAUUUUUCGAUUCCAAGAAAUCGGACACAUCAUCAAUAGACGAUUAUUGCUCGUCGAAAUAUAAGCGAUUCGAAUUGGAAAGUGAUGACUCGCCGUUAUUCAGACGAGAUUUAUCUAACGGUGAAAAGACGCCAGAUCUACUGAAUCUGCCCGUAAUCAUAGAUUCUGUACGUAAAAAGCAAUCGGAUACUAAAAGACAAUUGGAGAAAUUGGAAAAUCAUUAUUACAAAAGUUUGAAUAAGACUAGAGCUGUUAUAGAUGCUGUUCCAGCUGAUGCGACUGAUGACCAAGGUCCGAGCGGGAAUUCCAACCACUUAUUUGUAUACGAUGAUGAAGUAGAGUACAUAGAACCGAUAAGAAGUAACUUUACAAGUCAAAGCACUUUGAUUCUAGAAAAGAAUCUAUCUGCAGAUGAUACGCUAAAACCUGAUUCAAUUCUGACCAUAAAUACCGAUGAAACAGAUAUAAAACUACCAAGUUCGACGGUAUCUCCGAAGUCUAAUGAAGUCAGAAUCUCAGGAAACGACUUCGACAGUAUAGGCGCUUAUGAGAUUGAAGUCAAAGAGUUGGAUUUGUUGAAGAAUUCUUCUAAGAAGCUAGUAGUCAAAGUGAUGGAUAAGUCGGUGGAUUCAAUCGGUAGUUGCUCGUUGGACGUCGACGCAAGCACGGACUGUUCAGAUACCACAUCCGGCAGUUUGAAUCUCUUGACGCCGUCGUCAACAACUAGUCGGAUAAGGGAUUUCACGUCACGGAUACAAGAACGUGCGGCGUCUAACUUACAGCCCAGUUUGACGCCUAAGGCAAUAUCACCAGCCCGGACCCCAGACGAUCAAACACCGACCCCAAGAAGAUCGGACAAUCUCCUCAAGCCACCCCCGAAAAUCCACGUUGAUUCGUCAAGUCAUAGAUCCAGAAGUCACCACAAAAAACGUGACGAAGUUCCUCAGAAGAAACCUAGUUAUCUUAACUUAGCCUGUUCAGUAAACGGAUAUACUAACCUAACUACCUACGACUCGAAGCUACGUCAGGACAUCAACAAAAGUCGCGAAGCUUCCCCCAUAAGACCGAUCACACACACAUACCAGUAUCGUAGUGAAAAUAACUCCCUCCUUGUACCGGUGCCCGUCAGCGCUAACAAACUGCUGGUACCGACCUUCGGACCUCAUGAUACUCGCACGAAUUUGACACCAAAAGCGCCUUCAAAGGCGCACACAGAUCCUCACAUAGCUUCGCCCUCGCAUGCCUUCAUGGCUGCUGAAAAUAAACAAUUAAAAAACGAUUUUUUAGGCCCCAGCAUGACGACCGCGAGUCGUCCCUAUAUAUCAAACGAGAGCAAGACUUUUGCGACGUCGAUGCUCCAUCAGAAAGAUGAGGUGGAUAACGCUAAAGAAAUGACGUUCAAGUCGAGUUAUUCGGAGACCAACUUCAGGCAAACGGUCACGAACGGGAAGGAGUCGAGGUUCACGUCGGAAUCGUACACGAUAUCCUCCAAUGGGAUGUCGAAACGCAUGGAAAUUACGAAGGAGAAUGGAGAAAAGUUGACGAGUCCAAUGAAAAGCUUCAUACAACAAAGGGUCGAAAGGUUAUACGGUCCGGGAGCGCUAGCUCAAGGAUUUUUCAACCAGAAGAGGCACAAAUUGAAGAGUUCCAGCGAAGAUGAUGACCCAAAAGUCUUAACGGAGAAAUCACUGAAUUGUCCUAGCGAAAGAUUCGUAACACCGCGCAAAUCUAGCGAUAGCUUCGACAGUGAGAACAUUUUUACAAGUCCGACUAACGAGGAUCCGACGGUACUCCCAGUUCUAAGGCAUUUGAGGCCAGAGUUCCGCGCGCAAUUACCUGUCUUAUCUCCCAGAAAAAGCUUAAAAUCAGAUCUUUCCCCUCAAAAAGUAGAACAAGACAUUCCCGAGCCAAUAAAGACUGAACCUGAGAAAGUUUGUGAAGUGACAAAUGGUGUUUCUGUGAUAAAUUUAGACGAAUCAAGUGAAUCGGUAAAUGGUGUGAAUGGUGUUGAGAACUUGCAAAAGGUCAACGGUGAUGUGGUUAAGGAUGCACAUUAUUUCUUAGAUUUGGAAAAAAAGGAGACUGAAAGGCUAAUCGCUCUGGCUGUCGGGGCGGAAAAGGAGUUGGAGAGUUUACAGAAUAAAGAGAAUGUAAGUGAGGAAGUACUUGGUUUACUCCGUGCGGCUUCAGGAAAGGCGAGACUGUUGGCAACACAGAAGAUGCAGCAAUUUGAAGGCCUCUGUUACAACAAUAUAAACGAGCGGGGUGAUGAGCCGUUCCCGACCACUCUGGAAGACCUGCAGGGCUUCUGGGACAUGGUCUGUCUUCAGGUCAGGAACGUGGAGGCCCUGUAUGAACACCUGGAUCAGUUACGUGCUAAUGAUUGGCAGGAGCUGGCGCCCCCAGUGUCGAAGGCGGCUCCAUCCCCCAGACGCACCCCUCGUCCCCCCGCCCCUGCUACCCCUAGUGUGAAAAAUGAAAAGGCUCGCCUUGCCGCUGAGAAGAGGGAGGCGGAUAGGAAGGCUAUGUUGGAGCACCGCAGACGCGUGGCUCGCUCUCGUCAGGUAGCGAGUGGAACGAUGCCAGACCGGAAUACAACCGGCGAGGGAAGCCAGGAGGUAGAAAUCUUUGUAGGUAAAAGUACAAAAUCAAAGGUCGCCCAAGGGGACGUUUCAUCUCAAAUAUCCUAGUACUUACAAUCAAUAUCAAUCGAUAUUAUAGUAGGUAUUGUUACUAAAAAAAUAAUAGAAGUAAAAUAUUAUAUAUAUUUCUAGUUCUAUUUAUAUAUCAAAAUGACAACGGAUUAUGAUCUCUAACAAUGUUUAUCGCUUGAUUCGACAAAAUUUGAUAAAGGAAUCUUAGUAUUGCUAGCAAUUUAACGGUGAAUUAUAAUAUUGCCAGUUAAAAAAAAUCAAAAUUCAAACAACAGUAUUAUUUGUCAAUGUAAUUCAAGUUUGUGGGUAAAUCCUUGUGUAUGGUCUCAAAUAUUUUUUUUAUACAAUCAAAUUUAAACCAAUUUCUAACAGGCAUGGGAUUGAAUAAAUGUAUAUAUAUGAAAACUGAUAGAAUUUGGUUGUUUAAUGAUGACAAUGAGAUAACAGUCCAAAUUAUUUUUUUUACGACUGAUAUUUUGAAAUUUUUUAACAGGUUUUUAUGUACAAUGUAUGUUUUAUUUAAUAUACGAUGAAAUGUAAUUUCGCUCACAGUGUUGUGAUCAUUAAAAAAUCAAACGAAUUAUUAUAAUUUUUUGAAUACCUACUCAAUUAUGGAACUUUAAGUCUUAUUGUACACUAAUAACUUUGUUUAAAAUUGAUAAUGAAUUUGAAUAAAUUAUUGUUUAAAUGUA
Messenger RNA from Melitaea cinxia (Glanville fritillary), 4461 nucleotides. RefSeq lists its product as uncharacterized. The record is from RefSeq and is a predicted model, not a curated record. Bases 275 to 3805 code for a protein of 1176 amino acids. Gene Ontology annotation, molecular function: molecular adaptor activity. Gene Ontology annotation, biological process: signaling. Lineage: Eukaryota; Metazoa; Arthropoda; Insecta; Lepidoptera; Nymphalidae. The transcript is spliced from 10 exons. Gene Ontology annotation, cellular component: postsynaptic specialization; glutamatergic synapse.